Messenger RNA from Lycium ferocissimum, 1611 nucleotides. RefSeq names its product probable LRR receptor-like serine/threonine-protein kinase At3g47570. NCBI's taxonomy places the organism in Eukaryota, Viridiplantae, Streptophyta, Magnoliopsida, Solanales, Solanaceae. Gene Ontology annotation, biological process: protein phosphorylation. The record is from RefSeq and is a predicted model, not a curated record. Gene Ontology annotation, molecular function: ATP binding; protein kinase activity; protein binding. The transcript has 2 exons. The coding region runs from base 1 to 1611 and encodes 536 amino acids.
AUGUGGGGAAAUAUUCCUAGUUGCUUGGGGGAUAUGACUUCCUUAAGGGAGGUUUAUCUUGAUUCCAAUAACUUCAUUGCUAGCAUACCUUCAAGUCUAUGGAAGCUCAAAGACAUCAAGAGGUUUAACUUGUCUUCUCAUUUCUUCAAUGGUUCUCUAUCACUAGAAGUUGGAAACAUCAAGGCUGCACUACUACUGGAUCUUUCUAGAAACCAUAUCUCAGGCAACAUUCCAAGCACAUUGGGAGGUCUACAAAAAUUGAUUCAACUAUCUUUGGCUCACAAUAGAAUUGAAGGAUCUAUACCUGAGACAUUUGGGGAACUCAUAAAUUUGGAAACUUUAGAUCUUUCAUAUAACAAUAUGUCUGGUGUGAUUCCAAAGUCAUUAGAGGCACUUAAGCAACUAGACUCCUUUAAUGUCUCGUUCAACAAGUUACACGGUGAAGUUCUGAGUGGAGGACCUUUUGUUCAUCCUCCUUACCAGUCUUUCAUGUCGAAUGAAGGAUUGUGUGGUAAUCCUCAAAAGCAUGUCCCAUCUUGUCCCUUAUAUUCAAAGAAUCGUUCUAAUUCAAAGAAAAGAAGAAUGAUAUGGAUUGUAGUUGCCUCUUCGGUUAUCUUUGUGAUAGGGCUUGCUUCAGCAAUAGUUUUCGUGUUGAUUAGACGUCGGGGUAAAACAAUCAAUGAUGAAGAUGCCUGGUUGCCUGAGGUAGCACCGCAAAGAAUUUCUUACUAUGAACUUCAAAGAGCAACCCAUGGCUUUGAUGGAAAUAACUUGCUAGGUAGUGGAAGGUUUGGUUCUGUUUAUGAAGGGACAUUGGCAGAUGGGAUGAUUGUAGUUGUUAAAGUUUUCAAUGUGCAGCUGGAAUGUACAUUUCAAAUCUUUGAUAGAGAAUGUGAAAUCUUGAGGAAUAUUCGUCACCGAAAUCUAACCAAUAUCAUUAGUAGUUGUUGUAACUUGGAUUUUAAAGCAUUGAUACUUGAGUACAUGCCAAAUGAGAGCUUAGACAAGUUGCUAUAUUCUCGAGAUUAUUGUUUAGCUAUAAUACAAAGAUUAAAUAUCAUGGUCGAUGUUGCAUCUGCUUUUGAAUAUCUACAGCAUGCUUACUCAGUACCAGUUAUUCAUUGUGAUUUGAAGCCUAGCAACGUGUUGCUUGACAACGACAUGGUGGGACACGUAACUGACUUUGGCAUUGCGAAACUUUUAACUAAGGAAGAAUCUAUUGCUCACACUACAACCUUUGCCACAAUUGGUUACAUUGCUCCAGAGUAUGGUUUUGAAGGCCUUAUAUCCAAGAGGUCUGAUGUUUAUAGUUAUGGUAUCAUGUUGCAAGAAACUGUUACCGAGAAGAGACCUAAUGAUGAAAUGUUCUCGGGAGAUUUGAAUUUGAGAAGCUACGUGCAUAAUUCGCUUCCUGAUGAGUUGGAUCAAAUCAUAGAUGCUGACUUGCUAACACUAGAUGAGCAAAACUUAUGUCAAAAGCUGCAAUGUGUGUCAUCCAUUAUGGAGCUAGCCAUGAAUUGCACAUCUAAUAUUCCAGUUGAAAGGAUGAAGAUGACUGAUGUGCUAGCAACCUUGAAAAAGAUUAAACAGAAGCUUUCUUCUUGUUAUUGA